Selaginella moellendorffii is the source of this 1404-nucleotide messenger RNA. RefSeq names its product cation transporter HKT4. Gene Ontology annotation, biological process: monoatomic cation transport; transmembrane transport. The transcript has 2 exons. Gene Ontology annotation, molecular function: monoatomic cation transmembrane transporter activity. The coding region runs from base 1 to 1404 and encodes 467 amino acids. Gene Ontology annotation, cellular component: plasma membrane. Lineage: Eukaryota; Viridiplantae; Streptophyta; Lycopodiopsida; Selaginellales; Selaginellaceae. The record is from RefSeq and is a predicted model, not a curated record.
AUGCUGAUGAUGAUCCUGGGCGGCCAGGUCGUCACCUCGGUGGUUCCACUCUUCGUCAAGAAGCGGCGCUACUGCGACGUCGCCAGGCAAGUCCUCGAGCAGGAUGAUCGCAAGCGGCCAUCGUCGAGCUCUAAUCCCGACAGUGAUCGCGAUCUCGUCCCCAAUCCAAACGCCCAAGCUCCUCAAAAUCGUGAAGACGAUGCUACUCCUACUAGCGCUACCACACCCUCGAGCUCGCAAGGACCUCCAGGAUCUCUUAAAAGAACGCAAAGCGGUGCUGUCCGGCUCUUGAGGAGAUUGAGCGGCUCCAUGAAGCUCCGCUCCAAGGAGGACGUCUGGAUGCGCGAGAUGGCGUCCAAAAAGCACGCCCAGCACUUGCGCGAGAUCUUCCAAGAGCACAGCGCGACCGUGUCACUCACCUGGAUCGUCGUCUGGUACUACAUCCUCGUCCAUCUCAUCGGCUUCUUCAUCACCUGGGGAUGCAUACUGGGCGAUGCCAGCGCCAAGUCGAGCCUGGAGAGCAAGAACAUCAACAUCGGCUUCUUCGCGCUCUUCCUCACAGUCUCAUCUUUCGCGAAUGCCGGGUUCGUCCUCGUCGAUGAAAACAUGACCCUCUUCAGCUCCUCCACCGUGCUGCUGCUGGCGCUGGCGGCGAUCAUCCUCCUGGGCAACACCAUGUUUGCGCCAUCGCUGCGCGGGAUCAUCUGGCUGCUCCACCGAGUCGACGCCACCCGGCGCGAGGACUACGAGUUCCUGCUGGAGCACCCCAGGAAGUGCUACACGCACUUGUUCCCGCGGACCACCACCCUCUGGUUAGUUCUCGCCGUCACCGGGUUCAAUGGGUUUGAGUGCCUCAUGUUUUACAUUUUGGACUGGAAAAGCAAGGCCUUGGAGGGUUUCGGCACAGGUGACAAGGUUGUCAAUGGCAUCUUUCAGUCUGUUAACACGCGGAGUGCAGGCAUGAACUCCAUGAACCUUGCAGAUCUCUCGCCCUCAAUGCUCUUCCUCUACUGCGGCAUGAUGUAUAUUGCUGCUUACCCGGUAUUCCUCUCGCGGCAGUACUCACGACACUACGAAGCCAAAGAGCAGCGGGCUUCCGUGAUUGUGGGGCUGGACCGGGACGUUUUGGACACCACAAUCACGACCCAGUCCAAGAGAUUGCUGGCUCAGGACUGGGCCUACCUCUUCCUCGCCACCUUUUUCAUCUGCGUGUCGGACAACAAGCAGCUCAAAAGCGACCCCCGCAACUUCACCAUCUUUAGCGUCAUCUUCGAGGUCAUAAGGUACGAAAACUCUUCGAGUUGCAAGACAAAAUCUCUAAAACUUCGAAAUUCAUACAAGUUAUCAUCUAAGUUACAAAAUCAUCAUCUCUCCUCUGAUCAAGCUCACGAGUUUCUGAUUUGA